AUGGCUCCUCGACCAUCAUCCGUGACGGCCUUGUCAGCGCCUGGCAAGGUUCUUCUCACGGGUGGAUACCUUGUCCUCGACCGCAAUUACACAGGAACGGUCUUUGCUCUGGAUGCGCGCAUCCAUAUCGUCGUGCAACAGCUGAGACGGGGCGCUCGCGGAGGUACGGAAGGCAAAGCUGCGCCAAGUGAGGCGCAGUCUGGAUCUGCGGCUGAGGAGGGCGAGGGUAAGGAUACUAUUGUGGUGCGCUCCCCGCAAUUUGUGGACGCUAUCUGGGAAUAUGCGAUCCAACGAUGCGAGAACGGCGGAGGCGUGAAGGUCAUUCAGAAGGGAGAGGGGCGCCGCAAUCCUUUUGUCGAGACCUCUCUUAACUACGCAUUGACAUACAUCGGCUAUGUUGCCGACUCUAAGGACUUCGGCUCAUUGUCGAUCACCAUCUUGGCAGACAAUGACUACUACUCGGAAACUGCAGGAUCGAGAGGCCCCGCUUCGCAAGCUAGGGGUGGGCGCUUUGUCGACUUCGGUGUUCCACUUCAUGAAGCCCAUAAGACUGGCCUCGGAUCGUCGGCUGCUUUAGCUGAAGACCUCGGCGCAGGCCGUGAUAAACUUCACAACCUGGCCCAAGCUGCCCACUGCGCAGCCCAGGGUAAGGUAGGCUCCGGCUUUGAUGUGGCCGCUGCGGUGUACGGCUCAUGUCUCUACAAGCGGUUCUCGCCAGCUAUCUUGGAGUCGGUGGGAGAUGUCGGCUCAGAGGGGUUCGAAGAGCGCCUAUUUGCCGUGGUCGAGGAUGCUGACCCGGCUCACCCGUGGGACACGGAGUGUGUCGACUUCGGAAUGCAAUUACCCCGGGGAAUGCAAAUGGUGUUAUGUGAUGUUGACUGCGGCUCACAGACACCCUCAAUGGUAAAGAAAGUCCUCGAAUGGCGAAGAGAGAACAGCAAGGAGGCCGAUAUUCUCUGGGCCAGUCUACAAAAUAACAACGAGCGACUCCGCCAGGAGCUGAAACGUCUGGCACAAGACCCUGAUGCCAAUACCGAUAAUGAGUUCACCGAGAUUAGCACUCUCAUUCAGCGUACCCGUCAUCACAUCCGCACCAUGACCCGCCGGACGGGCGUUCCCAUCGAGCCGAGUGUGCAAACAGAGCUACUGGACAGAGCCUCCGAGGUUGAAGGUGUCGUCGGUGGUGUGGUACCCGGUGCAGGUGGAUACGAUGCUAUCGUCCUACUUCUUCGAGACGACCCCUCGGUCAUGGGCCGAUUGAAUGAGCUUUUCGAAAACUAUGAAAGUAUGACCGAGGACGACUUCGGAGGAAAGAUCGGCAAGGUACGACUAUUGGGAGUGCGACAUGGAUCAGAGGGUGUCAAGAACGAAGUGCUUGACCAGUACGCUGGCUGGGUCUAG
Messenger RNA from Penicillium chermesinum, 1401 nucleotides. It is a transcript of the gene erg8, whose product is annotated as phosphomevalonate kinase. Gene Ontology annotation, biological process: isopentenyl diphosphate biosynthetic process, mevalonate pathway; ergosterol biosynthetic process. Gene Ontology annotation, cellular component: peroxisome. The transcript is spliced from 3 exons. NCBI's taxonomy places the organism in Eukaryota, Fungi, Ascomycota, Eurotiomycetes, Eurotiales, Aspergillaceae. The record is from RefSeq and is a predicted model, not a curated record. The coding region runs from base 1 to 1401 and encodes 466 amino acids. Gene Ontology annotation, molecular function: phosphomevalonate kinase activity; ATP binding.